This is a messenger RNA of Penicillium canescens, 231 nucleotides long. RefSeq lists its product as uncharacterized. The transcript has a single exon. The coding region runs from base 40 to 231 and encodes 63 amino acids. Lineage: Eukaryota; Fungi; Ascomycota; Eurotiomycetes; Eurotiales; Aspergillaceae. The record is from RefSeq and is a predicted model, not a curated record.
CUUUACUCUCUAGACCCCACUCUACAAGUGAUCGACAUCAUGGCCACUAUCGCUCAGCUCGCCCGCCCCUCCAUCCGCCACUUUUCAGCCCACCGUCGUCGUCCUGAUUCUCGCGCUGCACGCGCCAUCAGCCUGGGUUGCAUUGUGUCUGGCGUGGUCCUGCCCUUCGUGCCACCCGCCCUGGAGAGUUCGCGCCAGCGAAACUCGGGUCUUUCUACUGGGAACAAGUGA